UUCUAUUAUACAAAAUAACUCUAGUUUUUGGCAAUAACAAUUAUGAUGUUGCUUCUUAUCCUUGUAGCUCUUCCCAUUUUCCUCUUCUUCUUUGUUCUUCACAAAAACAGAGGAAAUGGACAAGUCCUCCUUCCACCAGGCCCUCCUGGACUUCCCUUCAUUGGAAACUUACACCAGCUCGACAACUCUGCCCCUCACCGCUACUUCUGGCAACUCUCCAAGAAAUACGGUCCUCUCAUGUCCUUACGACUCGGCUCUGUUCCAACCCUUGUGGUUUCUUCAGCAAAAAUGGCGAAAGAGGUUAUGAAGACCCAUGAUCUUGAGUUUUCUAGCAGGCCUUCCAUGGUUGGCUCGCAAAAACUCUCUUACAAUGGCUUGGACUUGGCUUUUGCACCAUACAAUGACUAUUGGAGGCAAAUGAGAAAGGUUUGUGUUCUUCAGCUCUUCAACACCAAAAGGGUUCAAUCUUUUCAUUCAGUUCGCGAAGAAGAAGUGCAUCGAAUGAUUGAGAAAAUAUCUAAAUUAGCUUCUGAGGAUAACGGUAUUAACUUGAGUGAGAUGCUCAUGGCUCUCACAAGCACCACAAUCUGCAGGGUUGCUUUUGGGAAGAGGUAUGAGGAUGAAGGUCAUGAAAGAAGUAGAUUUCACAGCCUACUCAACGAAGGUCAAGCCAUGAUUGCGAGCUUCUUCAUUUCAGAUUAUUUUCCUUUGAUGGGUUGGGUUGAUAGACUUUCUGGACUCUAUGGCCGCCUUGAGAAAAAUUUCAAGGAGUUUGAUAAGUUCUACCAAGAAAUCAUCGAUGAUCAUCUUGAUCCAAAAAGACGAAAAUCUAAUCAAGAAGACAUCACAGACGUCUUGCUGAAAUUGCAAAACAAUCGGUCGUUAGCUAUUGAUAUUACUUUUGACCAUAUUAAAGCAGUCCUUAUGAACAUAUUUUUUGGUGGCACAGACACAAGUGCAGCUACAUUAGUUUGGGCAAUGACAGCGCUAAUGCAGAACACUAAAGCGAUGAAAAGAGUGCAAGAGGAAGUCAGAAAUUUGGUUGGAGAAAAAGGCAGUGUAGAUGAAGAUGAUCUUCAAAACCUUCCAUACCUCAAGGCAGUAGUAAAAGAAACAAUGAGAUUGCACCCUGCAGUUCCACUACUAGUGCCACGAGAAACAACUCAAACAUGUAAGAUAGAUGGGUAUGAAAUUCCACCCAAAACCUUAGUCUAUGUGAAUGCAUGGGCCAUUGGAAGGGACCCUGAAGCUUGGGACAACCCACAAGAGUUCUUACCUGAGAGAUUUAUAGGGAGCACAAUUGACUUCAAAGGUCAAGAUUUUGAGCUUGUUCCCUUUGGUGCUGGUCGAAGAGGUUGUCCUGGGCUCUACAUGGGUGCUGUUCAAGUGGAACUUACACUUGCUAAUCUUCUUGGUGCAUUUGAUUGGGAAUUACCCGUUGGGAUGAAGAAGGAAGAUUUAGACACCGAGGUCAUACCCGGUGUAACAAUGCACAAGAAAACUGCCCUUUGCCUUGUAGCUAGAAACUAUAAUUAGUAGGUAAUGGAUUCUUUUCUCAAAAUCUUCAAUUUUUUUUUCCUAAUGCACUCUCAGUUAUAUGAUCGUAUCUUGAACUUUUUGGAUUUCAAGAUUCCCAUCAUAUCAUAUUGUUGGAAGUAUAUUGAGAAAAAAGAAACUGAAAUUUUGGAAACAAAGGAUCCCUAUAUUAGAAAAUCCUAAAACAAACUUUGACAAGAAAAAUGUCCUUUGCCUUGUACCUAGAAACUAUUAGUGGGCACAGCACCAUCUGUCAUAAAAUUUCUGUCUUUUCAUUUUUAAUGUACUCUUAAUUGUUGGAUUGUAUCAUAUUUUGAAAUUUGUACCAUAUUUCGUGUGCUGAGACUGUGUUGGGAAUGGAAGGACAAGAAUUUUAGAAGCAGAAUGGACACUUUAAUUAGGUUGGUGAAUAAGCCUUCGAUAUUAAAUGAAAUGCAGUAGGAUCAAUGUGUGCUUGAA
Camellia sinensis is the source of this 1995-nucleotide messenger RNA. Its product is annotated as 6,7,8-trihydroxycoumarin synthase. Gene Ontology annotation, molecular function: oxidoreductase activity, acting on paired donors, with incorporation or reduction of molecular oxygen; monooxygenase activity; iron ion binding. The record is from RefSeq and is a predicted model, not a curated record. Lineage: Eukaryota; Viridiplantae; Streptophyta; Magnoliopsida; Ericales; Theaceae.